CCAAACGUUAUGGCUAACGUGGAGCUGAGAUGCAUUAUCAUCUUACUGCUGCUGUUCCAUAUCUCUGGAAUAUCAAGUAACAAGCCUGGCUCCACCAAGACUAAAAAAUGUGUAUGUCAAAAUAAUUCAUCUGGCAAUAAAUGUAGAAAAGAAAGCAAAAAGGCAUUGAUUGAUUGCUGUAAAAAACAAAAGGAGAAAAUAAAUGAUUGCAUAAAUGAAAAUCUGAAGACUGAGAAUUUCAUAGGAGCAAAGAAAACACAAAAGAGAGACAAAAUAACUUCUACUGAGCUGGCAUUACCCUCAAAAAAUAGUAAAAAGGAUGAAAACGAUGAUGUUUUUGUGCAAAUUCCUGAAGAAGCCCUGCUGGUAGCCCUUGGGAAUAAUAAAGAGGUCAACUACAGCAUCUUUAAACUUCCAGGAUCCCUGUUCCCGGUGCAAGGGGCAAACACCUCGCUCCUGAAUGAUCACGUCGUGUCCAUCGAUUUAGGAAAGGAGAUCUCUGGCCUCGCAAGCAAGGUUAACAUCACUUUUUACCACCAAAACGCGUCACUGGAAAAUGCUACAUGUGUUUUUUAUGAUAGUGUGGAAGAUAACAAUGGCUCAAGACCAUUCUGGAAUUCAGCCGGAUGCACCUCUACACAAGAUGUUGGGCAGGUUGGGUGCUCCUGUGAUCAUCUGUCCUUUUUCGCUGUGCUGCUGAGUCCAUUCUACCAAAACGACGCACCCGAGUCGGGCAAUGGUACCCAGAACCUCGGCCAGGUAUCCCCGCUGCUGAGCUCCGCCUCGGUCUGGCGCCUGAGGCUCCUGUCCCAAAUUGGGCGUGGGGUGUCUGUCUGCUUCCUGGCUCUGGUCCUCAUCUUCCAUGCAGUGUACAGGCGGAAUAAUUCUGAGCCUUCUCUCAGCAUCCACAUUCACCUGUGUGUGGCGCUGCUGGGCCUAAACCUGACCUUCCUCAUCAACGAAAGCCUGGCCAACUGGAACAUCCACGCACUCUGCAUCUUCAUCGCCGCGGCAACCCACUACACCCUCCUCUGCACCUUCGCCUGGUUUGCCAUAGAGGGCUUCCACCUCUACCGGCUCGUCAUUCGCGUCUUCAACAUCUACAUCAAGCGAUACCUCCUCAAGCUCGCUCUGGUGGGCUGGGGCUUACCAGCAGUGGCUGUCAUUUCAAUCCUGAGCACCGGCAAAUAUGGCCGAUACAACAUUUACAAGCUCGAUGGCGGCCCAGACACAAUGUGUUACCUGACUGACUCGGUGCUGACCAUCCUCAACUACGGCCUCUUUGUCCUGGUGUUCCUGGCGAACCUGCUGGUGUGGUUGGUGGUGACCGUGCAGGUCGUCCGCGCGCGGAAGCUCAGCCCCGCCCUGCAGGAGAGGAGCAUCACCCCCCGGGACAUUUUCAGCCUGCUGGGGGUGUCCUGGCUCCUGGGGGUGACCUGGGGGGUGCUGCUCUUCCAGUUCGGCCCGCUGAAGGAAGCCGCCAUCUACAUAUUCUGCAUCUUUAACUCCCUCCAUGGCCUCUUUACAUCCGUGCGCUAUUUUACCCUCAACCGUCGACCGAAGGAAUCGCCGGGGACGACGACCGCCACGACCGCCACAACCGACAUGGCCGCCACGGCAUCCACAGUAGCCGCCUUCACAGACCCGUCUUGAGUUUCCUCCCUUACGGAAACGGAAUGCACUGAAAAUAUAUUAUCGAGACAAUGCGACCCUUCCCAGAGUAUGGCCAAGUAUGCAAGCCUUUCAGAUUCUGCCAUACAUCUUUUUUUUUUUUUUUUUUUUUUUACAAAAUACACAUAUCAUUAUGUUACAUUACA
This is a messenger RNA of Anguilla anguilla (European eel), 1817 nucleotides long. RefSeq names its product adhesion G protein-coupled receptor G3-like. The record is from RefSeq and is a predicted model, not a curated record. The transcript is spliced from 12 exons. Lineage: Eukaryota; Metazoa; Chordata; Actinopteri; Anguilliformes; Anguillidae. Gene Ontology annotation, biological process: cell surface receptor signaling pathway; adenylate cyclase-activating G protein-coupled receptor signaling pathway. Gene Ontology annotation, cellular component: membrane. Bases 10 to 1653 code for a protein of 547 amino acids. Gene Ontology annotation, molecular function: G protein-coupled receptor activity.